CUACGGUAGAACGGACCCUGCAUUAUCGUAUUCCUACGAACAGCCUGAUGUUUGUAGACUCUACCUUGCAGAAAACAGGGCUUAUGUCGUCAGCCCAUGCUUCUGUGCGGAACAACGGAAUUGAUGCCGUAUUGGAAGUCAGUGGACCUGAAGGUUCAUGGUGUUUGGAAUUGGGGAUUUAUGCACUUAAUCACUCCGCACCCCGAGUCUUUUCACUGCCGUUACGCCUAUUCCCUCCUUCAUUUCGUACUGCUGACCGUGGGAAUUCAGUAUGGUUUCUAGGCUGUCAAUUCACUCGCUGUCAACUCACUCGCUCCCUUGCCUUCUAUCUCUUCUUUUAACUCUUUCUCUGAGUCCACUCACAGCAACGGCAGCUGAUGAGUGUCAACCAUCCACAUGGGCGUCAGCUGGCCGCAUGCGUCGGGCCGUGGUCACACCAACCGCAGUUGCCAGCUCAAGCCUGACUGUGGCAAACGUGGGCACUGUCGAACCGGGGCAGAUAAACUGCCAGUAUUGGGCAACCACAAAAAGCAGCGUCAACUACUACACAUGCACUGAUCUCGCCGAAAAGUACGGGAUUAGUGUCGAGGUGUUCUUUCAGCUCAAUCCUGAGGUGGACGCCGGUUGUGGAAACAUCCAGCCGAAAACGAAGUACCGGGUUGAAGGAUUCAUCGAGCCGCCAAGAGCCACUGAAGGUCUCUGCGGGCCGCCGAAUAAUAAUGCUACUUGUCUUGGUACCGAAGUUCAGUGCUGCAAUUCAGAGACGUGGACUUGCGGAGAUGCUGAGGAGGACUGUGCGCCUGACACCUGUUACGAAGGCGCAUGCGUUGGUGACACGGUCUACAGCACUGAUGGAACCUGUGGGUAUCAGCAUGGAAACCGCCUUUGCGCUGGAAAAUGGGGGGACUGCUGCAACAUAGAAGGAGCAUGCGGCACCGGGUCUGAGUUUUGCGGUCUCGACGUGUGCCAGUCCGGCAAUUGCACAAGGCCAACUACACCGACACCGAGUUCGACGCCGUCAGGAGACACACCAGAUGGAACAUGCGGAGGAACAAAGGGUUACGUCUGUAACGUCGUAUAUGGCAAAUGUUGCAACAGAGACGGUUUCUGCGGUGUUCUGCCAUCUGACUGUGGAUCUGGCUGUCAACCAGAGUUCGGAGAGUGCUCGUCGAAGUCAUCUUCACGGACCACGAUGAGCAUACCUGUCACUUCCUCGCGAUCAUCCGGUACCACACGAUCCAGUCUUCCCACUACAACUCCAAGCAGUACCAGGACACCUUCGUCUACGGGCCGUACCACGAGAAGCGCCACAGUAACAGGAAUCUCUUCACUUCCUUCCUGUGGACAAACCUGCUUCAAAAAUAUGCUCGCCCCAUACUCGGCAUUGGGUUGCGCCUCCCCCGACCCGGCCUGCCUCUGCAGAAACGUCAAUUUCAGCUAUGGAAUCCGGGACUGUUCGAAUGGAGCCUGCGGUACCCAAGUAGCCAGUACUGUGAUUGCCUUUGGGUCCUCGUACUGUUCGUCUGCAACUGCUAUACCCACCCCUACAGUGAGCGGUAUAGCUGGUCUCCUUUCUUGUGGGCAGACAUGCUUCAACAACAUGAUGGCACAGUACUCUGCGCUUGGAUGCGCUAGCCCUCAGCCUGCCUGCCUCUGCCGUAAUGUCAAUUUUGGAUAUGGCUUGCGGGAUUGUUCGAAUGGUGCUUGUGGUCCCGCGGUCGGCAGUACGGUGAUUUCCUUUGGAAGUUUGUUCUGUGCGUCGGCAACUGCAGCCCCUUGAGUAAAUUAUUCAUGGACAACUGUACAGAGACUUCGAUGUCUAGUCAUGUAGGACUAGUGUGCUUUGACUGGGUCAAGUGAGCAG
Messenger RNA from Westerdykella ornata, 1864 nucleotides. RefSeq lists its product as uncharacterized. Bases 272 to 1780 code for a protein of 502 amino acids. NCBI's taxonomy places the organism in Eukaryota, Fungi, Ascomycota, Dothideomycetes, Pleosporales, Sporormiaceae. The record is from RefSeq and is a predicted model, not a curated record. The transcript has 4 exons. Gene Ontology annotation, molecular function: chitin binding.